AUAUGUUCCAAUAACAUAAAAAAUAAAAACGCUUCACUGGACGGAAAUGACGUCAGGAUGCAGAGGCGGCGCUCGCUUCGUUCGAGCGGAAGUGCUGUGUAGACAGUUCGGCCAACUCCGUAAGAAAGAAAAAAAUAGAAAGAAAAAAAAAAAAAAAAGGAUGAAAAAAAAAACUCAUUACAUUUCUUCAAUCUGGGGCUUUCGGAAAUACUUCACAAACUAUCCUGAUCUAAGGAAAUCCCCGGUGGAAGAAGACAAAGUCUUCGGAGCUGGGGUGAUGGAGGAUUCCCAUUUUAAUUCAUACUUCUGGUCUCCUGUACAGGGACAGAUUGAGAAUGCUGUAUUUCUCAAUAAGGUCAAGGAGCAGCUGGGUCACGAUAAAAGCCCCACCUACUCACAUGGCCCCGCCCACUACCCAGCCACAGCGGUGGUGGCCUUUGCCGGGGGUGCCAUGGAUACCACAGUCGGGGGACGGACGCUGAAACAGGAGCAGGCACAAGCGUCCCAGGCCUCACACAGUAUCACAGUAGUGCCGGUGCCAUCUACGGGCAUCAUGACAGCAGCGGGUUUGGUCACCCUGGUGUCUCCAGUGUCCUCUGCCCAGUCCCUUAUUCCUGGGCAUCCAUCCACCACCAUGAUAACAGUCCAGACAGACAAGAAUAAUGAAUCAGUGCCAUGCUCACCGGUUAUCGUACCAUUACCGUCGAAAAGGGGAAGAAAGAAGAAAUCAACACUCCCAUUUGUUGGCUCACCUACAGGGAUAGAUCCCUUGAUUUUGGGUCUUGCAGGACAGCAUCAUUCUGCCAACCCCUUCAGUCUCUCCCCAGAAGAAGUAUGUACUGGGAAAGAGGGUGGAAAAACAUACAGGUGCCGGAUGUGUGGUUUGACGUUCUGCAGUAAGUCAGAUAUGCAGCUGCACUCCAAGUUGCACACGGAGGUGAAAGCUCACCAGUGUCCGCAUUGCUCCAAAUCCUUCGCUAACACCAGCUACCUGGCCCAGCACAUCCGCAUCCACAGCGGUGCCAAGCCCUACAGCUGCUUCUAUUGCCAGAAGGCUUUCAGACAGCUCAGUCACUUACAGCAACACACACGAAUCCACACAGAAUCCAAACCUCAUAAGUGUCCUCAUUGCACAAAAUCAUUUUCCAACACAAGUUAUCUAGCUCAGCAUGUACGAAUACACACAGGAGUGAAGCCUUACACUUGUAACUUCUGCCAGAAGACCUUCCGACAACUCAGCCACUUACAGCAACACCACAGGAUCCACACAGGAGACAGGCCAUACAAAUGUACACAACCAGGUUGCGAGAAGUCUUUCACUCAGCUCUCUAACCUGCGGUCUCAUCGGCGUCAGCACAACAAGGACAAGCCUUAUAAGUGUCACUAUUGUAACCGUGGGUAUGUAGACGCAUCCAGCCUGGAAGUACAUCUGUCUACUCACACAGUCAAGCACGCUAAGCUGUACUCCUGUGGUCUAUGCAACCAUAAUUAUACCUCGGAGAUGUAUCUGAUGAAACACAUGCAUAAACAUGCCCCCGAUGUGGUUCUAGCUCCACCCGGGUCAGACAACCCCGGCCAUGCUGGAGGAGGAGGCUCAGGGGGAGACCGGGCUGAGAGGAGCAACACCUUCACCCAGCAGGCUGUUGUGCCGUGUAUAUUUGACCUGAACCAGUAUAAACCAGUAACUUCUGCAGAUGUGCAGUAUAAAACUGUCAGUGUAUCAGACAUCUCCCCUCACAAAGACCUCUGCAUUACUGUGGAGGCAUCUGCCAUACAGGUGGAACACCUGAACUCAUGAGAAAUCCCAUAGAGCAAGGGACAAAACUUUAAAACUGAAAAACUUAUGAAAUUGACGAGAGUUGGGGAAAUUUUCUUACUCUAUGCCUUCCUAUUUGUAUGAAGGAGAAAGUAUGCCUGUGGACUUAAUGGACAAAAGUGAAGGAAUCGCUAAGGUGAAAUUUUAUAUAUAUUUUUUUCUUUCCCAUCUUUAAAAAUGUACUUCUGGAAUACUGAUCUUCCUCACAAAUACUUCCUUUAAAACCGUGGCUUUUUUAUUUAAUGCACGGGUCAUAUAUCUUUAGUCUAUGACAGCUUUCAGUUAAAUUUCUGGUUUAUCCUGUUUUUAUGAUCAUCUGCGUCUGUAGGGGUUUGUAUGGUCACUGCACCUUCAACAUCAUUAUUGUUACUGUCAAUAUGAAUGGAAAUAUUCUGUGUCUUGCAGAGUAUGUGUAGAGUUGUUGGUCCUUUUCCAUUUUAAAAGGGAAGUUUUUUGCAGAUGUAUGUAAAACAGAAAACACAUACAGGAUAUAUGAUUAUCAAGUGUAUCUUGUGUGAACGAGUAAAGGAUAUCAAUAAAUAAGACAAAAAGAAUUGGUGUCAACUAAUGCUGUGACAAAUAUCCUAUGACUCCUAUGAGAUGGUGUGUUCAUGAUGAAUUAUCUUGUUUAGAAUUCGUAUCUGCAGUUGACAUGUAAUAUUCUUUUAUUACAACGUUGUUACUAUUAUACUAUCAAAAUAACAACUGUUAAAAUGCACCCCAAACCUCUAGAUUAGCAUGGAUUAAGCCUUUUAGAAUACAAUAUUAAAAAAAAACAAGUGAAUGUUUCUGCUGUGCUGCCUCAUGAAAAUCUCUUCAUUUUAAAGAAUUGUGUUACUUUUUAGUGGUUUGAAGAGUUCUCCAUCUAAAUUCACUCAGACUAUAAAUAAUCAUCAACAGUU
Messenger RNA from Myxocyprinus asiaticus (Chinese sucker), 2718 nucleotides. Its product is annotated as zinc finger protein 384-like. Gene Ontology annotation, molecular function: DNA-binding transcription factor activity, RNA polymerase II-specific; RNA polymerase II cis-regulatory region sequence-specific DNA binding. Bases 47 to 1798 code for a protein of 583 amino acids. Gene Ontology annotation, cellular component: PcG protein complex; transcription regulator complex; nucleus. Lineage: Eukaryota; Metazoa; Chordata; Actinopteri; Cypriniformes; Catostomidae. The record is from RefSeq and is a predicted model, not a curated record. The transcript is spliced from 11 exons. Gene Ontology annotation, biological process: central nervous system development; regulation of transcription by RNA polymerase II.